AUGCAGUUUGACAUAAAGAUAAGGACAGAUUUCAAGAAGUGCAAGGCACGACAGCGUGGACUUCCGUUCGAAAAAUCAAGUGAGAUUGGAGCUUCUGUUGGGUCAGCUGGUCAUCUGUUUGAGGCAGCCGCAAAUGCAAAUGGUUGGUCAUCGGCCGAAAGGGCAACUGCACUCACUUUGGCCCUGCGAGGAGAUGCUGCAGCUAUUCUUCAAAGAAUAGCACCUGAAGAGCAAGAGGUCUACGAACAGCUAGUAGGACAUUUGGAGAUGCGAUAUGGCCAGUCACAUUUAGAACAUGUCUACCAUACUCAACUAAAGAAUCGGUUCCAGAACUCAGGCGAGUCUUUGCAGGAGUUCGAAGCGGAUAUUGCGCGGAAGUUUGGAAGAGUGCACCAGCUGCGACAAUCUAACCCGGAAGUCGGAGAAGUACUCCAGAUAACUGGAGAGGGUACCAACCGAAAGAUGUUCUAUCUAGUUACCGAGAAAGCUUCGUAUCAGAAACCGAAUUACGAAGAUGUUUGGAACGCUUUGUGUUCACUUAGAGAAGUGUUGCUUGCCGAGGGCCUCAGAAAACUGGCAAUACCUAAGCUGGCAUGUGGACUGGACAAUUUGCACUGCAGAAUCAUCCGAAGCAUGCUUGAGGUAGUCUUCCGUGGCAUAGGAGGUACAGCAUCCUCUGGUGAUAUAUUCACUUGCCAUGCUAGUGUACCUAAAAUUGUGAAUUUCAGGUUCACGGAGUGGAAUGAAAAUUUGCACAUUCGCAUCAGUCUCCUUUGUGGUCAUCACGAUCACUCUGCAGUUCUCCUGCCAGACCAUUCUCCAGAAAUCACCGACGGUAGAUGGCAGACAUCCUUGGGUGGCGAUGUAGCAUUUUCCGGAAUCACCAUCACUCCCACUCCCUCCGCCACCCCCACCACAUUCGUCCGGUCGCCAUUUCACGUAGUUGGCGUUGAUAUAGUCCGAGCCGGGAACUGA
Messenger RNA from Acanthoscelides obtectus, 975 nucleotides. The record is from the annotation of a GenBank genome assembly. Lineage: Eukaryota; Metazoa; Arthropoda; Insecta; Coleoptera; Chrysomelidae.